Messenger RNA from Plutella xylostella (diamondback moth), 3127 nucleotides. Its product is annotated as fas-binding factor 1 twitchy. NCBI's taxonomy places the organism in Eukaryota, Metazoa, Arthropoda, Insecta, Lepidoptera, Plutellidae. The record is from RefSeq and is a predicted model, not a curated record. Gene Ontology annotation, cellular component: ciliary basal body; ciliary transition fiber; centriole. Gene Ontology annotation, biological process: cilium assembly; establishment of epithelial cell polarity.
UUUUGUAAACAAAGAGUUGUUCUUGAUUGUAAUUUCUAUUUACUAAUUAUUUUCAACGUUCCUUAACAUGAAUUUCAAUCUCGACGACCCACUUGCUGGCAUUCUAAGUGAUGGUAGUGAUGAUAGUUUCUUUGACGAUGAUAUAAUUGGGAAAAAGAAAACACCGAAGAAAAAAGCUACAACACCAAUAGCAGAAAAGAAAAGUGCUCUUUUUGAUUUAGGGGAUACUGAAGAUGUUUCUUCUAAAAAACCUCACAAUGCAAUGGAAAGAAGAGAUUCACUGUUUGGGCUGGGAGAUUCCGUACCGAUUGCUGAAGAUGUGAAGCCACCAGUAAGAACUGAGAGCAAAUCACCUGCGCCAUUUCGAAGGGCAGUUUCUAAGGAAUCCAUCGACUUUGCUUCUUCAGAAUCAGCCGCAAAACUAAAAACAGUUCCUAAAUCUCCAAGUAGACCUAAGCCAGCUGCUAUUGAUAAAUUAAAUAUUUUAGAUGAAAUGGGCACAGCAUCAGUUGAAGAUAAUCAAAAAACUGUAAAUAAGGGUAAAAAAUCGCAAGGAAUUUUAGAUGAUAUACUCGGGGGAUCCUCAUCUAAAUUGGAGACGAAUUUAAGUAAAAACCCCCGAUCAUCCACUGCUGCUAAAAGCCAAGAAUUUGAUUUAGAUUCUAUCUUAGGAAAGAGUGAUUCAAAACAAAACAUUGCAUCCAAUAAACCAUCGAAACAAAAUGUUACACCUGAUAUACCUAAACAAGAAGCUACAGCAAAAAAGGUGAGUCAACCAAAGAAAAAAUCUAGUGAUGACUGGCUUGGUAUUUUCGAUACUAAAAAAACGGAGGAUGAAGAAGACGAUGCUAUGCCGUCAUGGCUUCUCGGAGACAAGGCACCAAAAAAGAAACAAAAUGACCAGCAAGAACCUCCUAUGGCACCAAAACCUCAAUCCCCAGUCAAAGAAAAGAAAGAUAUCGAUAGAAAGGAAGAAAUACCGAAAGAAAUGGGAUUAAACAUAACGGUCCCAAGUUCGAACUUAAUGCAUGCUAGUAAUGAAGACAUAACAACAGAAGGAGCAAACCUAUGCUUGCAGCAGCAAGAGUCACAACUAAUGGUGGCAUUGCAACUAAAAGCACAGGAGGAGAAACUGGUCGCAAUGCAGAUGCGUCAAGAGGAGUCGUCGCGGCUACAGCGCGCGGCUACGCAGGCGCACCAAGCACAGGUGGACGCCAUCUUGCGGCGGCAGGCGGACAACCGGCGGCAGAUGCAGGAGGUCAUCGCCGCCCACCAGGACCGCAUCACUGAGAGGAUCCGGGCGCUGCUAGGACCACCUAAAGAUGUUACUGAAACUGCCGGUGAAGAGAACAACGAAACACAAACUGAGCAAAGAGACUCUCCACACAUGAAGGAGAAAAAGCAGCUGUUACAGCUCGUGCAAUCCUUGCAAGAGAACCAUGACAAGGAAAUAGAUCUCAUGGAAACAUCUUACAGGCGCCAGAUAGCUUUCCUCGAGAUAUCGCUGAGUCAAGGCGAAGAGAGAAUGAAGGAAGAGAGUGAGAAAGUGGUGAAAUACUACCUCGAGAAGAUAAACUGGCUGGAAGAACAUCACCAUUUGCACAAAAAGAUGACUGAAGAGAACUUAAAAUCUAUUGCAGAACGCCAUAAAGCUGAAAAUGAGAUGCUGAGACAGCAACAUUUGGAAAACAUAAAAGUUUUACAAGAACAUCAUGUAACUUUAAUGGAAAAUAUAAAGAAUUCAGUGAAGCAAGAACAAGUUCUCAUAAAGGAUUCAACUGAGUUUUCGUCUAAUUUGUUAGAAAUAGUGGCAGAUGUACAAGAUAGCAAAUCGCAGAUGAAGCUGUUAGUUGAAAAAGUUCAAUCGAUUGUUGAAAAUUCUCAAAGAGACACAGAUAAAAGUUUGCAAUAUAGAGAAAAACAUAUAGGAGAUUUGAUGCAACAACUAACAAAAGAAAGAGAAAAUUUUGAUGUUGAAAAAAAUGAGAGCCGAGAGAUGAUUAAACUCCUUGAGACGAGACUGAAACAAAUGACUUCGUUAAUUGAAGAAGAGUCUGCGACAUUGAAACAGAAAAGAAUGGAAUUUGAAUUUGAGAAGGCAACAUUUAAUAAGCAAACUGAGUUUGCCAAAAAUGUUCUGAAAAAACAAGAUGAGGAAAUAAAGAUGAUAAAAGACGAUAUCCAAAAAGAAUAUCAAGACAAAAUUGCAAGGAUAGAGGAAGAAAAAUCUAAGGCACAAAAAGAUAGCUUAGCAGCUGCUAAGGCGAAGUCAACUAUACAAAAUUUGCAUCAAGAAUUAGAGAGAAUGAAAGCUGAACUUCAAGCGCAAUUGGAAGAGGUAAACGAGGAACGAUCAAAGCUCAAUAUUGACAAACAACAGUUACACAUGGAAGAACAAAGAGUCCUUGCUAGGAGUCGCGACUUAGAUUUGUUGGCCAAAACUGCUGUGGAAAAACAAACACAAGCCGACAAAAAGUACUCUGAAGCGGAAUUUAUACAAAGAAAAUAUGAGGAAAGGAUACGCAGGAUACAGGAACAUGCCGUUUCCUUGAACUCCAGAGAGAAACAGAUUGCUAAAGAGAAGGUGGCCCUCUCAAGAGAACGCUUGAGCAUUCACAACGAAAAGAAACAGAUCGAAAGCAGACAACAGUGCUCAUUGUGUAAAUCAACACAGAAUAUGUCACAGUAUGCUAAUUACGACGCGUGCUAUACACUCCCGGAUUCUUUCCUUAACGUUCCUGUCACAAGAGAUUUUACUAGCGCCAAUUUAGAACCAACCUUAAAUCCAGUGGACACAGAGAUUUCUACCUUGUUACGUCGACAAUUUAGUGCAAGAAAUGCGUCUGAUAUCAAUAACGUUGGAACUUAUGAAAAUAACCAUGAUAUAAUGUUUAAUGACAAUUUCGAAUCGAUCCAGAGAGACGCAAACGGGCCUUUAAAGGAUUACAUGGAUCCCAAGUUUAUGAUGCUACGCUUAGAUGUUCAAAAAGUAAUUAGUAAUUUAAAACAAAAUGAGCAAGAUGACGAAAGUAAUGAAGACAGUUUAGAAGGAAACCACGAUGUAUAGUUUUUGGAGUAAGUACAAAUAAGUUACUUGAAGUAAGAAAUAAAAGACUGACUUAUAUUA